AUGGGCCUGAGCCACUCUAAGGCUCACCCUAGAGUGAUCAAAGUAGCACCUUUGCAAAACAAAGAGAAAGAGACACCCUCGGCUGGUCCUGUGAGCUUCGCAUUCACUGGGAACCUGGAAGAAAAGAGUACAUAUCCAUUGGCCAGACUGCAGGAGCGGAGUCAAGCUUUGGAAGGGCGGUUGCCCCCUCUCCGGGAGACCAGGUAUGGAAGAUAUUCUGCAGUGCCCAGGGCCAUGUAUUUUGACAUCCCACUGGAACAGGGAGAAACAAGUAUUAUUAAAAGGCAUCCACCCCGGAGACUUCAAAAGCUUGAACCUAUUGACCUGCCACAAGUAAUCACUUCUGAAAGGAUCUUGAGCCAGCGAGAAGCCAGGAUAACUCGCAAAGCAAAGCAGGAAUUGGAAAAGAAGAUGCAAAUUCCAAUGUAUACUUCUGGGAAAAGACAAUAUUUACAUAAGAUGCAAAUGCUAGAAAUAAACCGGAAAAGACAAGAGGCCCAAGUGGAGUUGAAGAAAAGUCUUCACAGGGAGGUGAGGAUUAAUAAGGAAAAACCGAGGGACAACACAGCCAAGAAAAUCUUUGACAGCAUCCCCAGAGAUGAUGACAGUGACUUUCUAACCGUGUUCCCUGAUGAAACCUUAAACCCAAGUCCAGGAAAUUCACAGAAUGCAGGAUUUUUAGAGCAUCACUCAAGGAAUGACUAUGGUCCCCGGAAAAUUGGCAAAAUGGAAACUUGGCUCCGUGAACAAGAGGCCCGGGGACAGCUGCUGUGGGACAGCUCUAGCUCUGACUCUGAUGAGUUGGGGAAAGUCACAAAGAAACCACGAGCCCUGGUGAGGACCAGGACAGAGAGAAUCCCACCUUUUGAUGAUUUUUUUGAUCGAGAAUAA
Messenger RNA from Pipistrellus nathusii (Nathusius's pipistrelle), 891 nucleotides. NCBI's taxonomy places the organism in Eukaryota, Metazoa, Chordata, Mammalia, Chiroptera, Vespertilionidae. The record is from the annotation of a GenBank genome assembly.